AUAUUAAUAGCCCUUUUCUUUUCUCACUCAGUUCCUCAGUUCAGUGGGUCUCAAUCAGGGGCCAAGUCAAACAUGAAAGGCGAUAAGGUGUUUAUUUUCGUCAUUUUUGUAUUAAUAUCGAUAAAUAUGUGCAGUUGUCAGAAAAAGGCGAAAAAAAAGCACGACAAGAAAAAGCUUCAACUCAAUACUCAUGACGGACGGAAAGUCGAGGUAACAAACUGGGGACAUUACGGAUGGAAAAGCGGGCAAGAAGUAGACGCGAAAAUCUUAAAGGAAAUACUUAAUGGCCUUGCAUUAUUUGAAAGAGGAGAAUUCUGUCCCUUUGGAGAGGGAAAAUGUGAAUCAGUAUCAGCUGUAUAUGUCUUAUCUAAAUUAAUAAAAGAGUUAUUGAAUAAAAAGGGUAAUGAUUGCAACGAAAAUGGAGAUUGUGACCCAGAUGAAAACGAGCAUAAAGAUCUCAAUAAUGCUACGAAAUUAUUAUCAGAAAAGUCCAAUAUUUCAAAAUCAGAACCCAUAGAAACAAAACUAAAAGAAGGGCAAGAAGAAUCUAAAUUGUUGAAAUUGUUAUUUGUCUCGAAUGAUUUUGAGAAAAAAAGAUUAUUAAAACGAAAAGGGUUAUUUUUGUAAACACUGAAUUUGUAUAAAAAAAGAACUAAAUAGUGUGUUCUUGCAAAAUACAUAACACAAAUGAUCCAUUCUUUAAAUCCUGUAUACUUUUCAUCUUUGCAUAUUUAAAUAAAUUGUUAUUGAAUAACACAUGAAACGAAGCAA
This is a messenger RNA of Cydia pomonella (codling moth), 771 nucleotides long. RefSeq lists its product as uncharacterized. Bases 73 to 627 code for a protein of 184 amino acids. The transcript is spliced from 2 exons. The record is from RefSeq and is a predicted model, not a curated record. NCBI's taxonomy places the organism in Eukaryota, Metazoa, Arthropoda, Insecta, Lepidoptera, Tortricidae.